Messenger RNA from Diorhabda sublineata, 585 nucleotides. Its product is annotated as endocuticle structural glycoprotein ABD-5-like. The transcript has 2 exons. The record is from RefSeq and is a predicted model, not a curated record. The coding region runs from base 49 to 390 and encodes 113 amino acids. Gene Ontology annotation, molecular function: structural constituent of chitin-based larval cuticle. NCBI's taxonomy places the organism in Eukaryota, Metazoa, Arthropoda, Insecta, Coleoptera, Chrysomelidae. Gene Ontology annotation, cellular component: chitin-based extracellular matrix.
AACGCACCUCUGUGGAUUUUAUACUUUGCAUCCGUGAAUUCGACGAAUAUGUUGUUUGUCAGGAGCUUUGUCAUUGUUGGUGCUUUGGUGGUUUACUGUGUAGAGGCUAGACCUGCCGAUGGAGACGCUCAAGCUCAAAUUGUCAAAUUUAACAACGAUGUGAGAUUGGACGGAUACAAUUUUGAUUUUGAAACAAGCAACGGUAUCAAAAGACAGGAAUCAGGAGUAGUGAAACCAGGAGCCACCCCAGAUGACGCACUUUUAACUGUAGAUGGUGACUUUUCUUAUACCCUUCUCGAUGGUACUCCAGUGAGUGUAACGUUUGAAGCUUCUGAAAAUGGAUACAGACCCAAAGUUGUUAUUGGUCAACCACGUUCUGGAAAACGAUAGAAACAAGGAACUUUGUUAUACAAUUACAUGCAGAAUACUCUUUAAUAUAUGUCAACAAAUAUUUUAUGAACAUGAAUUAUAAAUAUUAUUAGCAAUAAUUUAGUAUUUUUUUUGGUCAUAUUUCACAUCUUUAUAUAAUGUUUCGUGUCUGAUCAUGUAAUCAACUACUCUUCAAUAAAAUUAUUUUUGGAAAAA